CCAGCAUCCACAACAUCCCAUGCAUGGCAUGAUACCCCAAACUUUAAGACGAGAAGUGUAAGGAUUUAGAUAAUUACUCAAUCUCUCAGUCUGAGCCAGCAUGGCGAACCAACUCGCGAGGGCCAAUGGACUGGAUAUUUCCAAGCAUGGUCAAACAUUCCAUAAAGAGUGCGCAACAUCCUGAAGGAACGAAGUACUGAUCCAGAAGUUGACACCAUGUUGAUGGGCUACGUCAAAGUCCUACACUCUAGAACGAAGAUAUGGAUCAUGUCUUCAUCCACACAAGAAGCCAAGCACAUUUGCCUCGUCGCAAGCGCUCUAGUUCUCCACUCGACCCGACGCCGACCAAGAGCUCUUACUAUUGAUGUUGCUCGAUGUUCAGGUGCUUCCAUGCUAAUUUUGGUACAGGAAAUCAUCAUUAUGACCUGUCUGCAAGGGUAGGUUGGAUGAUUGUCUUGCUCAGACAACUGGGCAGCGGCAUUGAUCAGGAGGAGGACUCAAACAUUUUCAGCAGGGCUGAGCUGUUGCGUCCUUCU
Sclerotinia trifoliorum is the source of this 536-nucleotide messenger RNA. Lineage: Eukaryota; Fungi; Ascomycota; Leotiomycetes; Helotiales; Sclerotiniaceae. The record is from the annotation of a GenBank genome assembly.